AUGCUCGCCUCCUUUGCCGCCGCCACGGCGUUCGCAGCAUCGCCACCCGUCUGCGAGCCCGGCGUCAACAUGCCUGGCGGCGACCUGCACCGCAUGCCACUCGCCUCAGCCUCCGCCGCGGCAUGCAGCGCGCUGUGCUCCGCCGAUCCGGCCUGCGUGCUCUUCUCUUGGCACGCGCCGGCGUGCAGCUACUACCGGGAGACAUGCGCUCUUGCCGGCGGAUGCUGCUGGCUCAAGAGCGUCGAGGCAGCGGGGCGCUCGCCGCAGGUGAACAACUGCAGCUGCUCCUCCUACCUGCGGCUGCCCAGCGUGUCGAAGCGCAACGGCGACACUACGCCCGGGCCCGGCGCGAAGAACGUGCUCUAUCUCCUUGUCGAUGACCUUAGGCCUGAAAUCGCCGCCUACAGGCAGCCCCGCGGCCAUUCCCCGCACAUUUCAGCGCUUGCCAGCAGCGGAACCACGUUUGACAAUGCAUACUGCCAGAUUUCGGUGUGCUCGCCGUCGCGCAUGUCCUUCCUCACCGGCCGGCGGCCGGACCACUCACGCGUGCUCAACUUUAUCGACCAUUUCCGCCAGGCCGACUGCGGACUCACCGAGGGCGGCGUGGCGUACCUUGGCCCGACGCUGCGGAACGUCACGGUCGGUGGGUGCGAGUGGGGUGGCGCCGCCCCGUGCGGCGGGAGCGGUGACUGCUGCUCGAUCUGCUCCGAAGACGAACGCUGCGGCGCAUGGACCUACACGCACACCAACUCGUCGUGCAUGCUAAAGGCGAGGUCCGGCGCGCGGGCCGCAGACAGCGGGGCGGUUUCUGGCGCGCGUGGCACGUUGAGCACGCGGGCGGCGUGGGUCUCGCUGCCGCAGCACUUCAAGAGGGCGGGGUGGAUUGCGCUUUCCUCGGGCAAGAUUUUCCACACCGAGGAGGGAGGCUCGGGCAACACCAACCCGAACCUCAACGGCCCAGGCAUGCCUCCCAACCAAGACCCGCCCAGCUGGACGCCGGGUCUCUCGAUGCAGCGUGUCAAUGACGUGGCAAACAUGUGGGACUGCAAGAUUGGCCUGCCUCCAUCCGACCCCGACGCAUGCGCGGUCGACGCCGACAUGAGCGGCGCCAUCGCUUCGCCGCUGACGACGAAGCAGUUCUGUGACCGCGUCAUUGCCGAUGACGCGGUGCUCAAGCUGCGACUGGCAGCGAUGCACACGCCCUUCUUCCUGGCAGUCGGCUUCCGCAAACCGCACCUGCCCUUCCGCUUCCCCGCGCCCUUUCUGGCGCUCGUCGAGGGUGACGUGGCGGCGCACCCCACGCUGAGCCCGACAGUGCCGCCGAUUGCGCACCACGACGCUUCACGCGCUCGCGGCCUGUGCUCGCGCUCCAGGCUCGUCGCGCUGCACUCGGACCACGGCUGGUCGCUGGGCGAGCACGGCGAGUGGCAAAAGUUCAGCAAUUUCGAGCAUGGCACGCGCGUGCCGCUCAUCAUGCGCGCGCCGUGGGUGCGGGAGAGCGUGGGGACGAGGAGCUCCGUGCUCGCCGAGCUGAUCGACAUCUUUCCCACCAUGGCCGAGCUCGCGGGCGCUCCGCUCGACCCACAAACGGCGGCCAGUCUCGACGGCACCUCGCUCGCGCCCGUGCUGCGCGCGCCAGCUGAUGCGGCGCUCGCGAGGGCGCUCAAACACCGUGCGCUCUCGCAAUACAUGCGCUGCCCGCGCGACGCGGCGCAGCCCCAGAAGGCGAACGACUGCCUCUUCACCGACCGCUCGCAGAUCGCAUUCAUGGGGUACACGGUUCGAACGCACACCCACCGCUUCACCCAGUGGGCGGCGUGGAACGGCUCCAGCUUGCGGUCCGUCUGGCAGCAGCCGCGCUGGCCCGACAUUGGCGAGGAGCUGUACUCGCACGUCGGCGACGACGGCUCUGAUUUUGACCGCUACGAGAACAAGAACUGUAAUGCCAGCGAGCCCAACGUGGCCGCGGCGCUGCGCGUGCUCCUGCACGAGGCAGUCGCGAACGGGAGCGCAAAGGCACGGGUGGACCUUGUCCUUGUACCUUGA
This is a messenger RNA of Emiliania huxleyi CCMP1516, 2046 nucleotides long. RefSeq lists its product as hypothetical. The coding region runs from base 1 to 2046 and encodes 681 amino acids. The record is from RefSeq and is a predicted model, not a curated record. The transcript has 2 exons. Gene Ontology annotation, molecular function: protein binding; iduronate-2-sulfatase activity. Gene Ontology annotation, biological process: proteolysis. Gene Ontology annotation, cellular component: extracellular region. Lineage: Eukaryota; Haptophyta; Isochrysidales; Noelaerhabdaceae.